AUGGCCAGGUCGAAGUCGCCACUUUCCAACUCACUCCCCCCUCUCGUCUUCGGUACCGCCACCUUCAAUUAUCAGUAUAAUGUUGAUCCAUACGCAUUGGGUCCCACAUCUCUUGUCCAGAAGGCCCUCGCCCAGGGAGUCCAUGCUUUUGACACCUCCCCUUACUAUGGACCGGCCGAAGAGAUCCUCGGCACUGCUCUGGAUACCGACCUAGUCCGACAACACUAUCCGCGGAAUCAGUACUUCAUUCUUACAAAGGUCGGCCGCGUUGCCGGUGAUGUCUUCGAUUAUUCCCCAUCUUGGGUACGACAGAGCGUUCAAAGAAGUUGUAAACGUCUGAGGACCAACUACCUCGACGUGGUCUACUGCCACGAUUGCGAGUUUGUUUCGCCCGAGGAGGUCCUCUGUGCCGUAAGAGAGCUCCGCCGUAUUCGGGACGAAGAAGGCACUGUCCAUCAUGUCGGUAUCUCCGGUUAUCCUGUGCUGGUUCUUUGCGAGCUGGCUGAAAUGAUUCUGCGAGAGACUGGAGAACCGCUGGAUAUUGUUCAGUCGUACGCGAACUUUACCCUUCAGAAUACUCGACUGCUUUCGGAAGGACUGCAGCGUCUCGUGAACGCCGGCGUGGAUGUUGUGACAAAUGCUAGUCCUCUUGGUAUGGGUUUGUUGAGAUCGACCGGCCCCCCUGUGGGAGCCAUGGGCAACUGGCACCCUGCCCCGGAUGGCCUCCGACAAGCUUGCAUCAAUGCUGCAAAGUGGACGGAGGCCAGAGGAGAAAAGCUCGAAGUCGUUGCAGUCAGAUUUGCGCUUGAAAACUGGCUUCGCGAGGGUGCCAAGGUGGGUUCUUUGGGUAGCCCACUAGGAAUCGCCGACGCGUCGUACGACCACACUUCCAACCUGCCUCGGGAGAGAGUAGGCGUCAGUGUCAUGGGUGUGAGCAGGGUCGAAGAGCUUGACGAGACGAUGCGAGUGUGGAGAAGCGUUCUCGAUGGGCUCUCCGACGAUCUCGAUGCCGAACCUGGGACCAUUACCCCCUCCAACUCGGUCACUGACCAUGAGUGGUCUCUAGCACGCCGGCAGACCAUUCGUGAGCUCGCCAAAGGGAUUCGAGCGGUCAUCGGCUCUCAGUGGGUUGACUAUGCGUGGGAGUCCCCUGAUGCAGGUUUUAUCAAUCGAAGGAAAGAGAAGGACGAUGUUGUGGCACAGGAGGUAGAAGUGUCAGCUGGCCCCCGUUCAACGAUGCUCACACCACCCUCUGAAGCAGACGACAAUGGAGUACCAACGGACGUACCCUCUUUGUGCUCUGAAGCAUGA
Molecule: messenger RNA, 1311 nt
Organism: Fonsecaea erecta
Lineage: Eukaryota; Fungi; Ascomycota; Eurotiomycetes; Chaetothyriales; Herpotrichiellaceae
Exons: 2
Coding region: 1-1311 (436 amino acids)
Biological process (GO): dehydro-D-arabinono-1,4-lactone biosynthetic process
Cellular component (GO): cytosol
Molecular function (GO): D-arabinose 1-dehydrogenase [NAD(P)+] activity
Source: RefSeq, a predicted model, not a curated record